GCGAGGUCGCGUGAACACCACCCUCCCGCGAUAAAAACGCGGCGCGCGCUACCGGUCGCGCGUAUUCCGAUCUCGUUUGCUCGGCUACUGACAACGUUGCGAUGCCUCCCCAGCCCAGCGGUAAGGCCGUGAAGAAGGCCGGCAAGGCGCAGAAGAACGUGCGCGCCACCGACAAGAAGAAGAAGAAGCGCCGCAGGAAGGAGAGCUUCUCCAUCUAUAUCUACAAGGUGCUGAAGCAGGUGCACCCGGACACUGGAGUCUCCAGCAAGGCCAUGUCUAUCAUGAACAGCUUCGUGAACGACAUCUUCGAGCGUAUCGCCGCGGAGUCGUCCCGUCUGGCUCACUACAACAAGCGCUCGACCAUCACGAGCCGGGAGAUCCAGACUGCCGUGCGUCUGCUGUUGCCCGGCGAGCUGGCCAAACACGCCGUGUCCGAGGGCACCAAAGCCGUCACCAAGUACACCAGCUCCAAGUAGGCGACCGAGCGCUC
Dermacentor andersoni is the source of this 490-nucleotide messenger RNA. Lineage: Eukaryota; Metazoa; Arthropoda; Arachnida; Ixodida; Ixodidae. The record is from RefSeq and is a predicted model, not a curated record.